UGUUCAAAUGUCAUAAUGAAAUUGUUAUAAUUUUGUAUUUGUAAAAUUUUAUCUAUUUACAUUCGGUAUUCAUUCGAAUCAGAAUCUUUAUUUAAUUACCUUAAAUUUAGCAGUUAAAGGGUUUAAUUUACAAUCAUGGGCCGUCGAUCAAUUAAUACCACUAAAAGUGGUAAAUAUAUGAAUCCAACAGACCAAGCAAGAAAAGAAGCAAGGAAAAAAGAGUUGAAGAAAAAUAAAAGGCAAAGACAAAUGGUAAGAGCAGCUGUGCUAAAAAUGAAAGACCCUACACAAAUAUUAGAGGAGUUGCAGAAAAUUGAUGAAAUGGAGUAUAAUGUAUUGCAACCUUCACCACUAAAUGAGAAAGUACUAAAAGAGAAACGAAAGAAGCUAAGAGAAACCUUUGAUAGGGUUCUCAAAAUGUAUGAUAAAGACGAUUCUGAGAAAUGGGUAGACUUAAAACGCCAAGAAAUGGAAUAUGAAAAGAGGAAAGCACAUUUGAUUUCAUAUUAUGAAUCUGUAAAACAUGCACAGUCUGUACAAGUCGACGAUAUUCCAUUACCCACAUUACAAAUCCCUGAAAAUAUUAUCUACAGCAAUGUACCAUCACAAAUUCCAUUGCCAUUGGACAUUGGAUACCCUUCUGUACCUGUCAAGCCAAUAUUGAAGAAAGAUUCUGCUUACAGAGAAAGACCAGCCGGUUUAGAGCCACCUGGAGUUCCACCUGGUCCUCCCGCUGACUUCCAGUUGCUGGCCGUAGAAGCCACUAAAAAUGAACAGUUACACAAUAAGAAGGACUUCCGGUCUAAGGUGGAUUUCAUGAAAGAGAAAAAGAACAUCCGUUUCUCAGACAUGGCUGAUGAGGGUCCACCAGGCGAAGCUGCUCCUCUUAAUGCUAUACCACAAAAUACACUGCCCCUGAUGAGCAACUAUGAUGGGGAAGCGAUAGAAGAUGACCGUCCGGCAAGUCCGCCAGGAGGAGUCCCGCCGCUAGUUCCACCUACUGCACCGAAGCCUACUUCCCUUCAACAGAGAAUGUUGGCGUUAUCCGGACAAAAUAUAGACGACUUCAUGAAAGAGAUGGAGGAAGUGCAUAGGAAGAGGGAAAGGGAUAGAGCCGCAGAUUUAAACGCUAGGUUAAGUGCUUUGAAGCGUAGUGGAGCUGCUCCUGGUGUUGGUCGAGAUAGUGACUCUGAUAGCGAUAAUGAAACCAUGAUGCCACCUCCCCAACUCCAGGAGUACCUCGAACCGCCCGGACUGGAGAUGAGGCAAAUGCCUCCUCCGCUUCUUCCGCCAGGUCUUCGGCCUCCACUUCGCGCGCCUCUCGGGCCCCCGCCCGGUCGUCCAGUGAUGCGGCCUCCAGCCCCGCCCGGGCCGCCCCCAGGGCUGCCUCCGCGAGCGCUGUUGCGGCCCCCGGGGCCGCCUCCAGGGGCGCCCCCACGCCUCCUUCGCCCGCUGCAGCCGCCACCGCCCCCGAAACCUAUGCCACAACUCUCGGUCCUUACAGCGGCCCCUCAGCUUAUAUCAAAGAAAGAUGGUGUUCAAGGUGCUACUAUCAGUGCGAAGCCACAAAUUAGGAAUCUCUCCGCUGACGUCACGAGAUUCGUGCCGUCCGCGUUACGAGUUAAACGGGAGGAUAAGAAGACGAAACCUGGUAUUAAGUCGACUUUGCAACGGCCGGCAGAUAUGCCUAAACAAGCACCAACCAAGGACGAUGCCUACAUGCAAUUCAUGAGAGAAAUGGAAGGACUGUUAUAGGUUUAGUUCGUAAUGUAAAUAAUUGUAUGAGUCAAUAAAUAGUUAAGUAUAUUUUUCGUUGU
Achroia grisella is the source of this 1817-nucleotide messenger RNA. RefSeq names its product WW domain-binding protein 11. Gene Ontology annotation, biological process: mRNA cis splicing, via spliceosome. Gene Ontology annotation, cellular component: spliceosomal complex. Bases 136 to 1755 code for a protein of 539 amino acids. The transcript is spliced from 10 exons. The record is from RefSeq and is a predicted model, not a curated record. Lineage: Eukaryota; Metazoa; Arthropoda; Insecta; Lepidoptera; Pyralidae.